Neospora caninum is the source of this 3381-nucleotide messenger RNA. RefSeq lists its product as hypothetical. Lineage: Eukaryota; Apicomplexa; Conoidasida; Eucoccidiorida; Sarcocystidae. The transcript has 6 exons. The coding region runs from base 1 to 3381 and encodes 1126 amino acids. The record is from RefSeq and is a predicted model, not a curated record.
AUGGAGACAACAAGACAGAGUUCAGAUGCUUUGACAGACGCGCUUCGCUGCGUGGUAGAAGUCCGUCGCUUCCUCGAGCACUCGCUUCCAAUUUUUGCCCACGGCAAGAAGCGCUGCGUCUCCUUCCUCGCGGCGUCCAGACAAAGCGGAAACUCAACAGGCCAGGAUUCAGCCUCUCCUCCGGAUGCUGCCUGUCGAGAUGAAGCCGUGUGUCCCGGGCGAGGAAAGGCGUCUUGCUAUCUCUGUCUUUCUUCGGCAGCGGCCGCGAAGCCGGCAGCCCCCGUUGUGAGAAGGCGACAGCUCUGCACGUGUUCCGGCCUCCGGCUGCUUCCUCGGAGACUGCAGAGGCAACCGAACGGAGUCGACUGCGACGAGAGAAAACGGGAAGGAAAAGGCGGAACUGAGUACGAAAGAGAAGGAAGCGAAGACGAAGUGGAUGAAGGCGCAACAACUCAGGAAAGAGAAGGGGUGGACAGAGACGAAGGAGAGAGGGACAAGGAGACGGGCAAGGAUCGAAAGCAAAGAGGGGAGACUGCGUGGUGUACAUGUGACUGCGAGUCGGAGAUUUCCGCAGUCGACUCUUGCCUCUCGCAAAGAGGAGACACGAAAGAGGCGAGGAAAGGAAAUCGCGAGGACGGACCAGCGGCGAGUCAGGAACUCUGCACAUGCUCGCAGCGUCGCGAGACGGAGAAGACGCAACCAAGAGACGAGGAGAGAAGAGGACCGCGAGAGAUUGUGCAGAGCGAAGCCGAGACGGCGCAGCGAACAGAAGAGGCUGUGGUUCUUUCUUCCGCUGCUUCCAGAGACAACGCAGAGUCGAGCUACCUGUUCGUGGGUCACCGGUCGUCUUGGCGAACGCGCGCGACAGGCGAGAAAGUCGGUGAAGUCCGCGAAAGCGUCCUCGCGCUCGCGCGCUCCAGGCCGCUCCGAGGAGAGCGCGAAAAAGAGCGAAAGCCAGCCACUCGCACACCUGCAGGCCGCAGUGCCGCGAGCGACGCGCCUCCGAGCCGCAAACGCAGUGCGCAGGAGGUGAAGAAGAUCACGGAGAGUGCAGAAGAGAGACAAAGGAAGGAAACUGAGGACGAACUGCUCGUGCCGCAGUUGGGAGUGUCGCCAGGAGACCGCCGCUUCCAGGAGCGAGGCAUCGACGUGCAUGCAGGCGAACUCAGCCGCGAACGGUCUUCUUCGACACUCGAGCCGUUGUCUGCUCGCUCUGCCUCUUCUUUCUCCUUCUCUUCCUCUUUUUUCUCGCUUUCUUCACCAGACAUCCUCGCCCACGACGACCCGCUCGCGAGUGCUUCCGCGAGCCUAGCUCGAUCUUCUGGGUCUUCAAAACCCAAAGGCCCGCAACAACAGUCUCCCUCCGCCUCGUCUUCUUCCUCUUCCGCAUCGUCUUCCUCCUCUUCCGCCUCUUCUCCGUCCUCUUCUUCCUCUUCUGCCUCUUCUUCUUCUAUCAGCCGAAGGACUCUGCUUGAGGCUAAAGCGAGCCGCUUGGCUGAUUUUUCGUUUUUGUUUUCCGGUGUGGGAGACGACCGCCUCCCUACUUUCCGAGCAACGCGGCGUCACUCCGCUUCCUUGAAAUCGCCUUCUUCUCCCUCCUUGUCGCCCUCGCAGUCUUCGGCGACAUCCGUGCGCGUGCGCCCGCCUCGGGUGGCUCUCGCGCUGCAGAGGCGUUUCCUCGAGGGGCAGAAAAGAGCCGCCUUCUCGGAGUUGUUCGGCCAGAUCGAAGCGGCCGAGGAGACAGGGUGUCCCCCCUCAAGAGAAGACGGGAACAAGCGCAACGAGGGAGCGCAGAGAGAAAAGGGAGCGGCGACAGGACAGACGGCGGCAGAGCCGACCAGCGAAGGCUCGCGCAGAAGACGAGAAGGACAGAGGAACCGGCGAGAGAGAGAAGACGAUCACGGACAAGACGAGAUGAGACCUAACGGAGAGACAGAAAGAGAACUUGUGCGAGAAGGCCUCCAACCCCAGUCCGAGUCCUUUCCCCGGAAAAGCGCCUCGGGAGACGCGCUCCUCGCGGGGUUGACAGAUAUUGUGCAAAGGCUGAAGCGGCCUGGGGCUCGGUGUGGCGAGACGUCUUCGAUUGUUUUCGCAGCUGAGACGGAGAGCGAUCGAGCGAGAAACGACCGAGGCAAGAUCAAUCUGAGAGACACCGAGAUGGCUCGGCGGCCUGUUGAGGCGAAGUCCGACGCCCAAGAGAAAGAUGACGCUGGAUGGACACUCCAGAAAACGAGCGGCUGCCUUGUGGGCGCCGACUCGGCGCCGCCCCCGCCGAGGGAGACUUUUUCCACGAGUCCGUUUUUCUCUUCUCCGCCUUCUUCGCUGUCCGGAGACGACAAGACCGGCAUCCUCCUUACCCCCGCGUUUCCGGUUCCGGCCAGCCCGCCGCAACUUCCAGCAGCGCACUUGCCGCGAACGCUGACCUUUGGGGAAACGGAAUCGGAGGUUUCUGGCGCUUCGCUGUCUUCGUUUUCCGAUCCGAACGGCUGUCUAAAACCUGCGCGCCACGGGGCGGAGAAGAGGAAGACUGAAGUUGCCCUCUUGCGGAAAGGGCUUCCAACGCGAAAAGAAGAGCGAGAAAAGGCGCUUCCGUGGAGCCUUCCUCGACACGGAGAAGGGCUGUCCAGGCACCCUCCAGUAGUCCUCUCCUCUGCAUGUGAGCAGCGUGAACGUCUCCUGUGUCCUGACUCCGCAUGCGCUCCUCGCGUCGGGGAGACUGCGCGUCAGCCGUGUUUGCAGACGCAGCCCCGGCGAGAAGGCGGUUUGCCCCCGACAGAACACUUUAUCAAAGGUGAAGGAGACGGUGGCGUGUGGCCAAACGCAGAGCCUGCAGGAGAUUCUCGCGAACGGUUCCUCCCUCGCCUACGGUUUCAAAUGGACGACGAGAUGGAAGGGAGCGCAGGCGACGUCGAGGCAGAACACGAGCAAGGCGCGGACAGGCGGGUUGUCGUGGGGAAGCACGAGGGGAAAAAUCGGCUGCGAGACGCGAGAGAAAGCGAAGCGUUCGCGGCGCCAGGAGACGGGCAAAGGGACGGGUACGCGAUGCGAGCGAUACGGACAGUGGGAGAGCAAGAAAAAGGCGAAACGGAGGCCUGUCUCCAGCGCGAGGCACUACCGAGGAAAUGCAGUCGAGACGAGACAGAAGGCGAAAACGAACACAGAGACAGCCAGGGAAGAGCGGGAAGAGGCGAGACACCUGUCUCUGGAUUCUCCUCUCUCGCGCCGUCAAGAGAAGUGACCCAUGUGAUUGCGUGCGCGGCCACACGCCCGUCUUCGCGUGCGCUUCCCAGCCUUCCGGAAACGCCCGAUGUGCGCCUCAUCACCAACGCCAUUUCUGCCUUUUCCGGAAAAAGGCGAGACUCACAGAAGGAAAAGGCUUGA